UAGAGAUGAGACUCUCAUAUAUUGGUAAGUCCUAUAUCUCUUAGAGAGAUGAUACAAAUAUAGUAUAAAAGAUGUGGUAAGUGUAGCAUUACUCCGACAAAUUUUUUGACUUUGGGCAGAUUCCAAAAUUAAAAAUAUUCUAAAAGCUAAACUUCCAAGCCACUUAGUAUUACGAUUUAGUGAUUUUCUCAUCACUUGUAAGUAAAAGGUUUUAGAUUCGAUUAUCUCAAAAGACGAAUUUUAACCACAUUAUUACUAGCCUAUUAUGAAGCUAAACUCAUCCCUUAAUGUCAUUUGUUAAAAAAAAAAAAAAAAAAAAAAAAAAAAAAAAGGCUGAACUUUCAAUAGCGGUUGUCUCUCAGUAAAAGGGUAGAGCUAUAGAAUACCCUUCCAAGAGCGGUUGAUCAAAAGCACAAAAUAUAUAAAAACUAAAAAUUAUCAAAAAAACGCGUGGCAAGUCAGCAGACUUGCUUGGGAAGUGCAGGACUUGAUUGGUUGGGAUCAAAUACUACUGGAGUAUUCAGAAGUGAGUUAUAAACUACUUGCAAUCGCACCUUCUUCUCAGUUCAAACUUCACACUCACAAAAACAGAGAGAAAGAAAAGAAACAUAUGGGAAGCAACAGAAAAACAAGAGGAGGAGGGGCAUCAGACCCAGUAGGGUUCAGAUUCUACCCCACUCCGGAGGAACUGGUGAGCCAUUACUUGAAGCUCAAGAAACAGGACAACGAUUUCAAAUCUGAUCACAUUGCUGAAUUCGAUGUCUGCAACUUCGACCCUUGGGAUUUGGCUGCUCGCAUUCCAUCCGACGAUAUGGUGUGGUACAUCUUCAGCCGAAAGGAUUACAAGUACAUCAACAGCACCCGGUCCAACCGAGCCACACCAGGAGGCCACUGGAAAAUCACAGGCAAGGAGCGUGCGAUCAAGGCUCGGCGGUCCAAAUCCGUCAUUGGGAAGAAAAGGACCUUGACAUUCUACCAACGUUGUCAGCCUAAACCCAAAAAAACCGACUGGGUCAUGCACGAGUUCUAUCUCAUUGAUAGUGAGGCCAGCUCUAAUCCUAAGCUGCAUCAGAAUGAUUUUGUUCUCUGCCGCAUGAAGAAAAAUUCCGAUAUGGAGGAUACCUCAAUCGGUGAAGUUGAACUUGGCAGCUGCAGUGUGUCUAAUGUUGAAGAUCAUGCUGCAGCUGUUGUGACUCCAGAGGAUUACAGUUCCUCUACAUUCCUGUCAUCAGGAUACAUAGAGUUGGGAGAUAUUCCUCAUGGCAAUGACAAUAUUGAUGAUUGCAAUGCAAUGCAAUCACCAUUUGGAUAUAAUAAUUAUUCUUAUCCCGAUAAGAAUGAUAUUUCAACCUGUGAUGAAGGUGAACCUCUUGGCUUCACCAUGUCUGAUUUUGAAAAUGAAGUUCCAGAUCAUAUGUCUCAAGAGGUAUGUCCUCCACGAGAAGAAAAUCUGGAAUUGUUCUUUUAUCCACCUCAGCCAGAGGACUACACAUUGGAGCCACUAAUGAACAUGACAGUGGGAAAUGUUUUGCAUGACAAUGAGUUUCGGUCCCCGAUUUGAAGCUACACCAAGUUCUUAAAUAAAAUUAUAGUUAACUAUGAUUGUUAGUCCUAUGAAGAAACAAUGUAAACUCAUUUUGAAUGACUAAAAGCUACCCUAGUGCAGUAAGCAUUGAUGGGAACACUGAAGUAGUGUCAUGUAUGUGUAAAGGACUAUUCUGCAUUGGCUAAAGGAGAAUAGCAAAAGAGGCCUUUUGGUUUAGGCAUGAAAGAGGUAGCUGGCUGCAAUUGAAACAUUCUUUCAAUUUCCCGAAAAUAAUCUCCUCAGGCCAUUAAUCAAGUCCUCCACAGAUCAUUGAUUCGAUCAAGCACUGUAGUUCUCGCCUUAUUGGCAAUGCUAUUGUUUGUUCUGAAGAUGUUGCAUAGCGGUUGGAGUCUCUAUCAGUCAACAUAUUAUCGAUGCUUAAGAUGUGUUUUUGUGUAUUAUUGGAAUAACCAUCAAAAUAUAUGGUUGUAGUUUAAGUCUUAAACCCUUUUAUAAGUAUAUCCUUGUGUAUUGUUUUUAAGAACCUCUUAAAAUUGAAUAGAAUUUUGCAUUUUCUUUUCUUUUUCCAAA
Pyrus x bretschneideri (Chinese white pear) is the source of this 2116-nucleotide messenger RNA. RefSeq names its product NAC domain-containing protein 71-like. The record is from RefSeq and is a predicted model, not a curated record. Lineage: Eukaryota; Viridiplantae; Streptophyta; Magnoliopsida; Rosales; Rosaceae. The transcript has 5 exons. Gene Ontology annotation, biological process: regulation of DNA-templated transcription. Bases 611 to 1561 code for a protein of 316 amino acids. Gene Ontology annotation, molecular function: DNA binding.